Peronospora matthiolae is the source of this 2214-nucleotide messenger RNA. The record is from the annotation of a GenBank genome assembly. Lineage: Eukaryota; Oomycota; Peronosporomycetes; Peronosporales; Peronosporaceae.
AUGGGACGGAAUGAGGAUGAAGCACGCGAGAUCCUGUUGCGUCUCGCAGGAGCCAAGUAUCUGUCAACAUUCGAUGCUAAUAUGGGGUAUUACGCGCGUCGCCUUGCUGCCUCAAGCCGUGGUCACACAGCUUUCUGUCUUCCGUUCGGGAAGUAUCAAUACAAACGACUCCCAAUGGGCAUUUCUACAGCACCGGACGAAUACCAAGCCUGCAUGGAGAAGAUUUUUGGCGAUCUGGCUUUUGUCGUAGUCUAUUUGGAUGAUAUACUCGUCUACUCCGAUAGUGAAGAGACGCACCUAGAGCACCUACACAUUGUGUUCAAGCGACUAACCAAGUAUGGGGUAACUCUCAACGGAAAGAAGUGCCACAUCCUCAGACAGUCCGUCGACUAUCUCGGCUUUACGCUGACAUCUCAAGGGAUCCAGCCCCAACAAAAGAAGAUUCAGGCCAUCCAACAAAUUUCCGUCCCCAAAACCAGGAAGGAACUACGCCGCUUCCUCGGAAUGAUUAAUUACUAUAGAGAUAUGGUACCCAACAAGACGGCAUUGUGCCAACCUCUCAACCGAUUCACCAGCUCCAAAGUCCCGUUCGACUGGUUGUCUAGCGACACGGAAGCAUUUCACGCUAUCCAGAAAGCGUUUGCCCAAGCCGUACUGCUCGCGUUUCCUGACUUUGAGCAACCAUUUCACGUCUACGCCGAUGCCAGCGGAAAGCAAAUCGGUGGCAUCAUUAUGCAGAAGAACCAGAUUCUCGCCUGCUAUUCCCGAAGUCUCAACAAGCAUCAAGUGAAUUACACAACGAUGGAGCUUGAGCUCCUCUCUAUCGUUGAAAUGCUGCGCGAAUACCGCACCAUGCUGCUCGGGUUCCCUGUGGUUGUUCACACCGACCAUAAGAACCUAAUUUAUCCGACCGAAACCAGCCUGCGCGUUAAGCGCUGGAAGCUCCUGUUGGCUGAGUACAGGCUAUCGAUGCAUUACAUCAAGGGAACCAAGAAUGUUGGUGCUGAUGCGUUUUCCCGGAUGAGAUUCGAUGCGAUGAACACGAAGACUCAUUUGCAGCUCGCGGACGAGAUAUGCGCUACCGCUGAUGAACCAGAUUGUGUCAUGCAUGGUCCGGUUCUUCGCGAACAUCAAGAUAAGGACUUGAUGAUUCAAAAAAUCAAGACAGCUUGCCUCAACGGCAACAACAAUCCUGACUAUCAGCUUCUACCUCUACUCGGCUGCACGCUGGUCGCGUACCAAAAGCGCGUCAUCGUGCCCGAUAGCUUGCGAGAAGAUCUCAUUCGUUGGUAUCAUUUAACGCUCAGUCACCCUGGCGGUGAACGACAGUACAAGACAAUGAGGCAGAUUCUCUACUGGCCCGGAAUGGAAGCCGCGAUCAUCAAGAAUGCGAAAGAUUGUCUAAUUUGCAAGAAGGCAAAGGUCCACGGAGGCAAGCAGGACUAUGGAUUACUACCACCACGAACACUCAAGACGGUGAACCCCUUUGACACCGUUCAUGUCGAUCUCAUUGGUCCCUACGAAGACGGACACUACGGUAUUACCAUGAUUGACCAUGCGACGCGUUGGCUGGAAGUGGGUAUUCAGCACGACAAAACUUCGCUGACCACAGCCGAAAGCUUCGAUCGUGAAUGGCUGUGCCGCUACCCGCGUCCUGUAACGGUUAUACACGACCUAGGAACGGAAUUCACUGGUGAUGAGUUUCAAGAAUUGCUCCGCAGCUACGGGAUACAAGCCAAGCCUAUAACAAGCAAGAACCCUCAAGCUAACGCUAUUUGUGAACGCGUUCACCUCGAGAUUUUAAAUGUCAUCAGGUGCCACGAUGGCACUGACUGGAAGAAAACCAUUCACUACGCUGCAUUCGCCGUGCGAGCAAGCUACCACAGCAUUCUUAAUGCUUCCCCAGGUCAACUACUCUUCGGUCAAGAUAUGAUCACUCGUCAGCUUUAUAACGCCAACUGGAGCUAUCUAUCGAAGCGUCGUUUUGAUGCAAUUCUCGCCGACAAUGACCGCGAGAAUAGCAAACGCCUCGAGCAUUUCUACAAUACGGGAGACCACGUGAUGUUACGCGUCCCCAAGAAGUUCCGUGCAAAAUUGCACGCAGUGGCAACCGGACCUUUUGUUAUCCGCCAAGUUCACAGCAACGGCACUGUGACCAUCGACAAGGGAGCAAUGGCAGAACGUGUGAGCAUCCGCCGCAUUUUUCCGUGCUAA